GCUAGUUUUGAUCUUUCCACUUCAACCACCACCCCUCACAUUAUCAUCAACAAUGGAACCAAAAAUGUCUCCCCAAACAACCCUUCAAUCCUCCCCCUCUUCCUCUUCCUCACCUUCUCCUUCUUCUUCUUCGCCAUGCUCUUCUUCAUCAUCUUCUUCUUACGUCGAUGGAGAUAGAAUCGACACAUUUCCCUUCCUAUCUCCGAACCGGAACGAGUCACAACUCGCCGGAAAUUGGGUUCCCACAGUCGCCGGGUUCGCUAUCGAACGGCUGAGAUUUAUCGACCGCAUGGCAAACAGUAGAAAUGACUGGAAAGACAUGGAAGAACGGUUCGACCGACUAGCUUCCACUACUACCGGUCCAAUUCCGUUUGUGAACCGCUCGGAUUUCGCUUUCUGUAUCGGAAUGGAAGACACACCAGAAUUUGCAGAGGAGCUUCUAGAAGCAUUAGAAGGGAGAAGCAGAAACAGAGAUAAUCUGCAAUUGGAAAUCACUAAAGCCCAACUCCAUGACUACUGGUGUCGGAUCACCGACCCGAGUUUCAAUUCCAGGAUCCGAAUUUUCUUCGACUUGUGUGACAGAAAUAUGGAUGGGAAAAUUACUGAGAUUGAAAUCAAGGAGAUUAUCCUGUUGAGUGCUUCUACAAAUAAGUUGUCCAUGACACAGGAAGAUGCAGAAGAUUACUCUACUUUAAUCAUGGAAGAGUUUGACAUCUCCAAACGUGGCUUUAUUGAGCUAUCUCAACUAGAAAGAAUCUUCUUCAAAGAAUCUCAACUUGCAGUCUCAAUCCAAUCCAAUUCUGAAGAACAAAACCAGGAGAAUUGUCAAACAAGAACACCAUGGAUUAAUGAAGAAAUCUAUCUUAGAAAUUACUGGAGAAGAGCAUGGAUAAUUGGGUUAUGGUUAAGCAUUUGUAUUACACUCUUCACAUGGAAGUUCAUACAAUACCAACACAGGAAAGCAUUUCAGUGCACAGGUUACUGUCUUUCCACAGCCAAAGGUGCAGCAGAGACUCUCAAGUUCAAUAUGGCUCUAAUUCUUCUCCCAGUUUGCCGAAAUACGGUGACGUGGCUUCGCAUGAACCGUUGGAUUAACUCUGUUGUUCCCUUCAAUGACAAUAUCAACUUUCACAAGCUUAUUGCAGGAGGAAUAGUGGUUGGUGUGAUACUCCAUGCAGGUGCUCAUCUAGCUUGUGAUUUUCCGAGGAUUGCCGGUUGUAAUCCUUCAGUUUUCCGGCGAACGAUUGCCGGAGGGUUUGGGAAUCAUCAACCAUCUUAUGUUGAGAUACUUGGUACCACGGAGGUUAUUACUGGGAUUACAAUGGUGGUUCUUAUGGCCAUUGCAUUCACUCUAGCAACCCCAUUGCCCCGGCGACGACCUUUGUCGCUGCCAUGGCCGCUCCGGCGGGUCACCGGAUUUAAUACAUUUUGGUAUUCACAUCAUCUAUUCAUCAUUGUGUAUGCACUGCUCCUUGUUCACUCCAUAUUCCUCUUCCUAACUCAUGAUGCAAGACAAAAAACGACAUGGAUGUAUAUAGCCUUUCCAGUGUUGCUAUACUUAUGGGAGCGUAUUUUUCGAGCGAUAAGAUCAGGGUUGUACCAUGUUGAAACACUUGAGGCAAAAACUUAUCCUGGAAAAGUUUUGUCACUCAAAUUGAGCAAGCCUGAAGAUUUUAACUACAGAAGUGGGAUGUAUAUAUUCAUCCAAUGCCCUCAAAUUUCUCCAUUUGAAUGGCACCCUUUUUCCUUGACAUCUGCUCCAGAAGAUAAUUAUCUCAAUGUGCAUAUUAGAACUCAAGGGGACUGGAGUUAUCAAAUGUAUAGUCUUUUCCAAGAGGCACUUGCCCCUGUGGGUUCUGGGUUUCCAAAGAUUUACAUAGAUGGACCUUAUGGUGCAGCUUCUCAAGAUCAUAUCAAGUAUGAUGUUAUAGUACUCAUUGGCCUUGGAAUUGGAGCCACUCCUUUCAUUAGCAUUCUCAAAGAUGUUGUUCAUGGCCUAACCAAACCUUAUAUUGAUUAUGGAGAUGGUGGAGAAUCAGGCAUUACAAAUAGAAAGCAGGGCCCAUCAAAGGCAUACUUAUAUUGGGUUACUAGAGAACAGAGUUCCUUUGAUUGGUUUAGAGAUGUCAUCAAAGAAGUCUCCUAUGCAAACAGAAAGCAGGCUGUAGUAGAGAUGCACAAUUUCCUUACUAGUGUUUAUGAAGAUGGAGAUGCAAGAUCAGCAUUGAUAAGUGCAAUUCAAGCGUUAUAUCAUGCAAAAACCGGCAUCGACAUUGUCUCCGGGACUCCGGUACGUACACACUUUGCUAGGCCAAACUGGACCAAGGUCUUCUCAAACUUCGCUAGUACACAUGAAGGAGCAAGGAUAGGAGUUUUCUAUUGUGGGCACUUAACUUUAGCAAGGGAAUUGGAGAGGUUAUGCACAAAGCUCACCACCAAAACCACCACCAGAUUUGUAUUUCACAAGGAGAAUUAUUGAGAAUAUUUGUUGUUUCUUUUUCCCUUUUUUGGGUGGCUAUAUAUUAAUUAUAUUGAA
Molecule: messenger RNA, 2536 nt
Organism: Telopea speciosissima
Lineage: Eukaryota; Viridiplantae; Streptophyta; Magnoliopsida; Proteales; Proteaceae
Product: respiratory burst oxidase homolog protein A-like
Exons: 14
Coding region: 53-2479 (808 amino acids)
Cellular component (GO): plasma membrane
Molecular function (GO): peroxidase activity; NAD(P)H oxidase H2O2-forming activity; calcium ion binding
Source: RefSeq, a predicted model, not a curated record